UAUUUGCCUAAUGAUUUAUAAUUAAGUGCCCUACUGCGGAAAACUGAGUACUACCGUCCAUACUUUGAACCGUCUCCUUUUAUUAGACUUUUAAUUUUGGUAGUCUUGGACCCAUAGAACCGGACAUAUAUGGAAAUCAUAGAAAGCAAUUCCUUUUAUUAAUUCUCAAAUAUGUAGGGUAGGUACGCCAUUUAAUGUAAAACAUAAAUUAAUUUGAUUUGGCUGUAGGAUUCAAAAUCUGUUGUCUUUGUGUAUGGGAGAAUCUUACAAAGAAUUUAUUUAUUAGUCAAUGUCAAAAUUGACAGAUCAAAAAGAGGUUAUGUUUGGCUAGUAAUUAAAUUCAGUUUUUAUUUAACAUGAAGCGAUUAACGAUACGCACAGUAACGAAAAAUGACUUAAAACAGUAACUAAUUAUCAAAGCUUCCACCUAAGUCCUUUAAAAAGUUUUCUGUUAUGACAUUUCAGUCUAUUUUCGGAGUGGAGUUAUUUAGGCCGAAUUCUGAUCAAAGGUUAAGGUUUUAUGUAUACUAACACUGGUUUUAACUUAGUCUCACCCUUCUCGAACUGCCACUACUCAUUAUGGAUGAGUUGAAACACAGAGCUGGUGAGAAACUGGAAGCAUUACAUUUAGCAGCCAUAACUGCUGCAGAUGGUGGGAAAAAUCGGGUGCAAGAUGUUUUCUCUCAAGCUGCAGAGAGCAUUAGAAAGCUCAGAGAGGCAUUUCAAGAGUUGUGGCAGAACGAACUAUUCGCCGAAUCUCGACAAAGGGUAGUUGCCUGGACUCGCGAGGCAACACAAAGAAUACGAGAGGGCGCACUACCAUUGUCCCCUGUGUUAUUGUAUGAAGAACUGGUGGCACUAUUUAAGGAUAGAGUGUGGCGACGCAGCGUGAUAAUAUUCGUGUGUGGAGUGGUAGUGGGUGGGAGCGCGGGGCUGUGCAUAGGGCUCCGCGCCGGGGCUCGAGUUCCGACCGGCCCGCACGCGCGGGCGCUCCACUCGCAGCCCGACCAGUCCGUCAUAUUGGUGGAGGAUGCUGUGGCACCGGGCGCCGGCGCAGGCGAGGUAUUGGUUCGAGUGCAAGCGUUUAGCGUGUGCCCGGUAGACCGCAGUGUACUGAGAGGACGCGGCUCCACUCUGCGCUCGCUAAUAACCAGAACCCAUCUCACUGUGGGACGGGGGUUUGCAGGCGUGGUUCUAGACGUUGGUCCAGGGGUGGAAUCCUUGGAGAUGGGCGACGAAGUUUGGGGCUGCGUCAGCGAAUGGGCUGGAGGGGCGGCCGGGGAGCUGCUUACAAUACGCAGUACUCGAGUAUCCAAGCGACCUCGUACAGUGACUGCAGACGGCGCGGCCACUUUGCCUUGGGCCGCAACGGCAGCCCUUACCGCUUUAGAAUCAUUAAAUCUUUCACCGGAAAACGCGAAAGGAAAGAGAGUCGCAAUUUGCGGAGCAGCGAGCGGCGAGGGUUGCGUUUUAGUUCAAUUGUUGAGUGCGUGGGGAGCUCAUCUCACCGUGCUAGCACCGAGACAAGCUGCCAUGAUAUUGCAGGAUUUAGGCGCGCAAGAAUUUGUAGACUCCGAAGAGCCAGGGUCUUGUUGGCGAGCCCUAGAAGUAGCCGCGGCCAGAACAGGACCCUGGCACUGCGCCCUCGCCUGUCCCGGUGUACUGGCAUCCGCACCCGCCAAUAAGCAAGCCAUACUCAAGGCGACAGCACCAAGGAACGCCAUUAUAGAUCUCCGACCGCAGCCGUUCAUAUCGGAUCGACUGCCGACGCCUCUCACUUUCGUGUACGCUGUGUCCUUCUACACAAUCAGAGCUUUAAGGUGGGUAGUGGGUUUGGGCAGCCACACAGACUGGCUGGAAAACCGUCAAAGACUAAGGCCGGGACUAGAAAAUCUCGCACAACUCGUCGACACCGGCCGGUUGCAGCCCGUUUUGGACAAGGUGUUCAUGCCUCAAGAUUUCGAGAGCGCUUUGGCUCACGCGUGCAGCGAAGAUGCGAUAGGCACCACAGUCAUCAGAUUCCCAUAAAUUACUUAAAAGUCGCCGGAUAAAACUUUGUGGAAUAAAUACAUAUGAUUAUCAAAAUUAUAUAAAAUUGAUAUGUUUCGAUUACCAUCUUUGCUCUUUCUGACCAAAACAAAUAUUUGUUUCACCGCUAAUUGCAGUAAUAUAUGAUACGAUUUGGCAGAGUUGUUAAAUAUGAGAUCUGAAUCUGAAAAAAAAACUAGGAAAUAUUUAAGAUUCUGUUAAUAGGUCUAUGAUAUCAAAGGGUCUAUAAACAUCCAUAGACGUAGUUUCAUAUGAUAGAGAGUUGGUAUUUUCUGCAUUAAUGGAUUGGCUUUAAAUUGUGCCAUAAAUAACACAAAAUAUGUUAUUUUAAAAUCAUAUGAAACUUCGGUUACGGAUCCUCUAAAGAAUUAUAACUAUUAUUUAUUUCAACUGUGGUUAAUCAGUCAACUCACCGACAUUAUAAUUAGUUGUAAAUUAUUGAAAGACAUUCUGUGCUCACAGCAAAGUCACAAAAUGCGAAC
This is a messenger RNA of Chilo suppressalis (striped riceborer), 2531 nucleotides long. NCBI's taxonomy places the organism in Eukaryota, Metazoa, Arthropoda, Insecta, Lepidoptera, Crambidae. The record is from the annotation of a GenBank genome assembly.